CCAAACCAAGUAUUCGCCAGAUACCACAAUUGUCUCGUCACGCAUCAUGAGAGACUAUAAAAUUGUUGUUUUGGGAGCUGGUGGUGUUGGAAAGUCUUCCAUCACUGUACAAUUUGUUCAAGGUGUCUAUGUUGAAAGCUACGAUCCCACUAUUGAAGACUCUUAUCGAAAACAAAUCGAGGUCGAUGGCAGGGCUUGCGACUUAGAGAUAUUGGACACGGCCGGCGUGGCCCAGUUCACUGCAAUGAGAGAAUUAUACAUAAAGUCAGGCAAAGGCUUUCUCUUGGUGUACUCUGUAACGGAUGAAAAUUCCUUGCAAGAAUUACUAGCAUUGAGAGAACAAGUCUUGCGUAUCAAAGACUCAGAAAACGUUCCCAUGGUUUUGAUCGGUAACAAGUGUGACUUAGAUGAAGACCGUGUUAUAUCCAUAGACGAUGGUAUGAACGUGUCUCAGCAGUGGGGCCUUGUUCCAUUUUAUGAGACUUCAGCCAUGUACAAGACCAACGUGGACGAAGCAUUUGUCGAUGUGGUUAGGCAAGUAAUGCGCAAAGAUGCACAGGCGAGUGCAGAAAAGAAACAACAGAAAGAAUUGCAAAAGCAGCAGGCUGCAGAGUCGACUAAAACUGAAGUCACCGACGCGAACGGUAAUGAGCAGAUGCAAGGCGGAAGUCUCCCGAGCAGACAUAGAAAAGCACAGUCCGUGAAGUCCGCAUCUCUGCCUAAAAGCUCGUGUUGCGUCAUAGUGUGAAAUUGCGAUCUGGCUCAUAGAAACACUCUCUUGGCUCUCUGUGCUUGAUAUUUAACUUUCGAAAAUUGCCAUCGAGAUGGGCAAGAUAACCGCUCACCUGGUCACCUCAAGAUGGAUGAGCUUAGGUACGAUCCGAGAACUUUUGGAAUUGUUGAUAUCCAUAAUUUUUUGCGAUGGGUAAACCAAGGUGAGCCUAAGCAAGACAGAAUGAAUUUGCUAUUGCAUACAAUUCUCUUCAUUUCCUUUCAAUAAUUCAAUAAAGAAUAACCCUUAAGAGAACACCAUGUAAUUUGAAGCAGCUGGGCCAGUGUAAUAAUUGGCAGGUCUGUGUUUGAUUAGCACAUAUUGCUUGUGCUGAAGGUCAUAUAUACAAUGUUCUUUUUUUGAUUACCGUACGCCUCUCACAAUGAAGAGUAUCUAUACGCACCGCCUCGAAGUACUGCGUCAGUUAUUC
Molecule: messenger RNA, 1202 nt
Organism: Metschnikowia bicuspidata var. bicuspidata NRRL YB-4993
Lineage: Eukaryota; Fungi; Ascomycota; Pichiomycetes; Serinales; Metschnikowiaceae
Gene: RSR1
Product: Ras family GTPase
Exons: 2
Coding region: 47-748 (233 amino acids)
Biological process (GO): signal transduction
Cellular component (GO): plasma membrane
Molecular function (GO): GDP binding; GTP binding; GTPase activity
Source: RefSeq, a predicted model, not a curated record